Molecule: messenger RNA, 3061 nt
Organism: Culex pipiens pallens (northern house mosquito)
Lineage: Eukaryota; Metazoa; Arthropoda; Insecta; Diptera; Culicidae
Product: ATP-sensitive inward rectifier potassium channel 11-like
Exons: 7
Coding region: 1347-3041 (564 amino acids)
Biological process (GO): regulation of monoatomic ion transmembrane transport; potassium ion import across plasma membrane
Cellular component (GO): plasma membrane
Molecular function (GO): inward rectifier potassium channel activity
Source: RefSeq, a predicted model, not a curated record
AUUCGGCACAUUCCUGAACCAUUUAUUUUCCUUAUCGGCGCCAACCUAGCUAUUGCGAGCUGUAUGCUCGGCUAGAGAAAUUUCAAAGGCCUUCGGAUAAUUGAAGAAUUCGACGACAUUUUUUCCGAUAGGUUCGCUGUUGUUCCAGCGGUGUUCGGAAUGACAGCCCCCAUACAUUUUGAACAGUUUUAAGAGAAAAAAAUGCGUAUAUAAUGAAAAAUCAAACAUUUUCAGAAAAGUGGGGUACUGCAAAGUGUGGCAAUUUCGCUAACGAUCAUAAUGCGUGAUGAAUUGUAGCGAUUAAUUUUGACUGGUAUUUUAUUUAGACGAUUUUCCAAAAAAGAUGAUCGAUAUUUUGGAUAACUUGAGUUAUAUGUUGCAAAAGUUGAAAGUAAUUAUCAAAUGUAAUGUAAAAGUGUUUAAACAUUACUUUUCUUCCAGUUUGACCAAAAUAUUGAUCUUAAAAAAGCAUUUUGGUGAUUUUUUUGAAAAAUUCGAAUAACUGGUCAUUUUUUAAGAAAGUUAUUGUAAUUAUGCUGUAAUAUGACUCUAAUAGUUUGUUCUAUCAAUGAUACACACAUAAGGAGCAUUAUCAAUCAAUUAAAUCUUAUUUAAAUCAAUUUUUCAAAAGAGCUUUUUGGUAAAUUCGAGGAAAAAGCAUAAAAAUUAACUCAGCCCCUAAGAUUUAUACAUCAUUCGAUUCGUUUUUGCAAUUGCCACACUUUACAAUAACUUUCAUCGAUGUUUAAAAAUAUUUGAAUGAAAUAAAAAUCAAAAACUGCAAAAAAAAUGAAUAUUUCCAAGCACGCUGUCAUUCCGAACAUCGUCGCGUAGUGCUUCUACUCGCCACCAGCAUGCGUGCACGUUUCUGUCGAAUCACUCAAACGAGUCUGUAUAUUAUAAAUCUUGAUGUUUUGAGCUCUAAAUAUAAUCGCAUUAGUGGCCAAAGUGCUUCAAAAAUCCGGAUAACCGUUUGCUGAAAUUACUUUGCCCAGUUUCUCCGUGCAAUAUCAACGGAGAUCGCGUUCGACGCGCGUAUGACACAUGACUGACUCAAUAAUCUUAUCGGCUAUCGGAGCUUUCAAGAGAUAACGACUAUCAAAACAAAAAGGGAGAAAAAAGAAACCCGUAAUGUAUCACUUGCGCGAUAUGGAUGGGCCCAAAAUACCAUUGCCAAGUUCGCGCACUUCAAUUUGGCAAUAUCUUUCGAGCAAGACGAACGCGAGUGAUGAUUUUGGGUACUAAAUUGUGUGGAAUGUACGAAAUUGUGCCCUGGACCUUUGUCAAAGGUGUGAUACUUUAGUUGAAAGUAUAAGAUUUGGUGGACCUGAACUGACUAGACGGAAAUGAGUUUAGACUCUCUCGAUUCCAAAUCGGGUAGUCCUUAUUCUCACGGAAAGCAUUGGCGUCGGAGAAAUAAACGAGGAAAAGAAGAAGACGACGAUUUUAACCUGGAAAAUCGCUACUCUCGCCCAAUCAACAUUGUAAACUACAACCGCCAAGAAUCGGGAGAAAUGCACACCUCGCCUGGAUCUCCUUAUCAAAUAAGAAAACCGGUUGCCCUGUGGGUCGAACAGCAGCAGAGGCACAACACUGACGAAGAGUGGAAAAGCAGCCAGGAGUCAGAACUGAAUUUUGAGCAGAAACAUGAUCGUGGAGAUAACAACGCUUCGAAUAAAGCUCGCCGGCGAAAUAUUGACCAGAGUGACCGGAGAGUUGGAGACGGUGCCAUCUACCAUCCGCAGGAGGAGCAGGUUCAGUUUCCGAUAGUAUAUCAGAGCACUCGAAACCUGAACCAAAGUCGACAGAGGAGAAAUUCGGAGCUCCACCGAACGCGCGGUUUUAAAUCAAAGUCGAAACGUGUAAUCAACAAAAAAGGAAACCUGAAUGUGCUGCUGGUUAACUUGCCCCAGAAAUCGUUGCGCUUUGUGAAGGAUCUUGUCACCACAUUGGUAGACGUCCGGUGGCGGUAUUUGCUGCUAGCGUUCGGGCUGAGCUUUUUCGGUAGCUGGAUCCUGUUCGCCACGUUGUGGUUCCUGAUUGCGUACGCCCACGGCGACCUGGACUUUGAUCCGGAAACGGGUGAACGGUUGGGCGACGGCGACCAGCCGUGCGUUCUGAACGCCAAAAGCUUCGCCGGAUUUCUGCUGUUCAGCAUCGAAACUCAGGUACCAACGGAAGAAUGUCCCGAGGCGAUAUUCCUGCUGAUUGUCCAGAUUAUCGUGGGUCUCGUCAUCGAGGGUGGCAUGGUGGGAAUUGUGUACGCGAAACUGAUCCGUCCACCGAAACCCCACCCUCGGGACAAACGGUUCAGCAGGGUGGCCGUCGUUUGCCAACGGGACGGCAAACUGUGCUUCAUCUUUCGGGUGUGCGAUCUCAAGUUUCAUCACGCAAUCGGAACAAAAGUUACCGCCGUAAUGCUCGAACAGCGCCGAUCGCUCGAGGGCGAACUCAUCGAAAAGUACGAAUCGUCCAUGAAGCUCGAAAACAAGGGACGCAUUCUGCUGUUCUGGCCGUUGACGGUGUGCCACGUGAUCGACUGCGACAGUCCGCUGUUUGACAUUUCGGCGAAAGAUUUGCUGGAAAAACGGUUCGAAAUCGUGGUAACAAUCAGCGGUGGGAACAAAACUACCGGUCAGGUUAGUGAAGCCAGCACGUCAUAUCUGCCGGGGGAGAUCUACUGGGGGCACCGGUUCCAGAACAUGAUUCACUACGACGGCGCGAAUGAACACUUUGUCGUUUCCGGCCAGCAUCUGGAUGCUACCGAGCCGGUUGAUACGCCGCUGUGCAGCGCCCGACGGUUGGAGGAGGUCCUGGAAGAAGUGCAGCACUUUAUGGAGAACGAUCGGGUGCGGGAGUUUGACGGAAUGGACGAUGAUGCCGCGAGUGACUCAGAUCAUGGUCUGCAAAUCAAAGAGUUGCGUAUCGCAUUGGAAAAGGAAUUUAAAAGCUCGAAUCAGUCUAUGGGAAAGACGGUGUUGGAUGAACCAUCCAAUGAUAUUACCGAAGAAAAGGAACUCGAAAAUUGUAAUAAAAAUUAACUUGAUGUUUUACUGUCAAA